Messenger RNA from Paramecium primaurelia, 1453 nucleotides. The record is from the annotation of a GenBank genome assembly. Lineage: Eukaryota; Ciliophora; Oligohymenophorea; Peniculida; Parameciidae.
AUGGGAUCAUGUGCGUCAAUGAAAUAAAAAAAAAUAGAUGGAAAUGUAUAAAUUGUGUCAUAUAAGUAAAUAUAAUUAAUAUUUUCAGAGUUUGUAUAACAGCAUUCAUCUGGAAUAAAGAAAGUCAUAACUUAUUCGAUUUCGAGAGUCACCAAGCAUGCAGAAAAGAGUUAGAACUAGAUUUUUCAGGUAACCUUGUUCAUUAUUAUUUAGCUACACUUUCAAUGGUUGAUAAUUAAAUUAUAGCAUUAAGUGAGAAUGUAAAUUUAUUAACACUAUUAUAAAGGAGUAUGUAAAAAAACAAGUUCAGCUGCUUAGAGUUGAUUGUGAAUAAGAUUAUGUGACUCUAUCAGGAAUGAGCUAGAAAUCAGAUCAGAGGGUGUGGGCAAUACUAUGCCGAAGACCAGAGUUUGAGUCAUUGAAUGUAUAUAAAUAUAAAAGAAAAUAUAAAGGAAUGGGAACUGUAGAGAGGAGAUAUCAUCAAAUUGGGUAGAAUGAAAUUACAAUUAUUGGAUUUUAAUUAUGAUUUAGAUGCAUUACAAUAAUAAAGAGACUAAACAGAUAUUAAUGAUGAAGAAAUAUAGUCUUAAGAUUUAGACCCAGAUGGUUGUUAAUGUAGAAUUUGUUUCUAAAAAAAUGCUACAGUUUCAAACCCUCUUUUUAGUCCAUGCAAAUGUAAGUUUAUUUAAAUUAAAUUACAGGUAUUGGUUCCAUGAAAUAUGUUCAUCUUCAUUGCUUAUAAGUUUGGAUUCAAUAAUCAAUAAAAGUUAAAAAUCAAUAAUCCUCAACUUAAUACAUCUGGAAGAAAAUGGAAUGUGAAAUCUGCAAAAUGCCAUUAAAGAGCACCUACACAUAUCAAAGAUAAAUCUUUUGUAUUAUGCAAAUAUAGAAACCAAUUGUGCCUUAUAUGAUUUGGAAAAUUACUUCAGAUGAUAAAUCUAAAGAAGGCAUUAUCUAAGUUAUGGAACUCUAAGAUAGAGCAGAAAUUAAAAUUGGGAGAAUACCUGACUGUGAUAUUAAACUUAAAGAUAUAUCAGUAUCUAGAAGUCAUGCUAUAAUAAAAGUUAUCAAAUAAGAAGACAAUUAAUACAAACUUAUUCUACAAGACAAUAAUUCUAAAUUUGGAACCCUUUUAUAUGCCUAGUCUGAUAAAUUACUUAAGUACAAUUUACCAUCAUUGCAAAAAGUACUUUACUAAAUUGGAAGAGUCUUAGUAUACAUUCAAAUUAAGGAUAAAGGAAAGUCUUAUAAUAAAUAGUAAUUUAAAUUUCAUAAAUUUAGAUUCACUUGUUACAAACAUCCUGAUAAAAUAGUUGUUUAGACAAAAAUUAACUAAAAUGAAUAAGCUACAAUUAUUCCGAAUGUUGAAAAGGAUAAAGAUAAUUAGAUGUCCUUUUAGACUUAUAAUGAAUUACAUUAAGAGGAUAUCGUAAUUAAUGUAAAAUAAAUAUGA